ACAGAUCGAUAAGGAGAGCACGGAGAGAUUUUAGUGUGUAGGGAAGUGAGAUUGGAAUCAUGGAGAAGUGGGUGUCAAUGCCAAAGGUGGAGCUUCAUGCCCAUCUCAAUGGAUCUAUCAGAGACUCUACUUUGCUAGAACUUGCUAGAGGUUUGGGUGAAAAGGGUGUCAUAGUGUUCUCUGAGUUUGAGAAUGUAAUACAGAAAGAUGACCGUUCUUUAACUGAAGUGUUCAGGCUGUUUGACCUGAUCCAUAUUGUUACUACUGACCACAAUGUUAUCACGAGAGUCACCCAAGAAGUUAUUGAGGAUUUUGCUGCUGAGAAUGUAGUGUAUCUGGAGCUAAGGACAACUCCAAAGAAAAAUGAGUCCGUAGGAAUGACCAAACACUCUUACUUGGAAGCAGUACUGGAGGGUGUAAAGGCUGUCAGUACAGUUGAUGUUGAUUUUAGGCCUCAUGAUGGUGAUGUCAGAAUUACCGGAAAUUCUCCACCUAUAAAUGCUACAUGUAAUGGAAGUACAAGAAAAAAGAUUUAUGUGAGACUUCUUUUGAGCAUUGAUCGUCGGGGAACCGCAGAGGCUGCAAUGGAAACUGUGAAUCUUGCACUGGAAAUGAGUGACUUGGGGGUAGUUGGUAUUGAUCUUUCUGGGAAUCCAACUGUGGGAGAAUGGACUACAUAUUUGCCAGCAUUGAAAUUUGCUAGAGAGCAGGGUCUUUAUGUGACCCUUCAUUGCGGAGAGGUGCCUAAUCCAAAGGAGAUACGAUCAAUGCUAGAUUUUCUACCACAGAGGAUUGGCCAUGCCUGUUGCUUUGAAGAACCAGAAUGGGAAAAGUUAAAAUCUUCAAAUAUUCCGGUUGAGAUUUGUUUGACAUCCAACAUCAGGACCAAUACAAUUCCUUCCCUCGAUGUUCAUCAUUUUGCUGAUCUGUACAGUAAAAAGCAUCCUCUAGUCCUCUGCACUGAUGACUCUGGGGUCUUUGCCACCAGCCUCUCCAACGAGUACAACCUUGCUGCUUCUGCAUUUGGUCUUGGAAGGAGGGAAAUAUUUGAGCUAACAAGAAAUGCAGUUGAAUUUGUAUUUGCUGAUGAUGGAGUGAAGAGGGAACUAACGGAGCUUUUCAGGAUUGCUGAACAAAAGCUCGAUCAAUGAUUUGCCUUUUAAGUUUAGGGGCAUAUGCAGAAAUGCUGAUAACAUCCUCAUAGAUGAUUUUUAGGGCACCUGAUAGAGCAGGGUAUCUCAUUUGAUAAUUCCUAUUAUCAACUGUUAUUGACAUCAUUAGAAUGAUAUUUCUU
Fragaria vesca subsp. vesca is the source of this 1294-nucleotide messenger RNA. RefSeq names its product adenosine deaminase-like protein-like. Gene Ontology annotation, molecular function: adenosine deaminase activity. The transcript has 11 exons. Gene Ontology annotation, biological process: inosine biosynthetic process; adenosine catabolic process. NCBI's taxonomy places the organism in Eukaryota, Viridiplantae, Streptophyta, Magnoliopsida, Rosales, Rosaceae. The record is from RefSeq and is a predicted model, not a curated record. Bases 60 to 1151 code for a protein of 363 amino acids.